GGAGGAUUAACAAGCGGACGAACGGCGGUUAGGUGCUUUGGGAUUAUCCCAAGCCCCUAGCAGGUGCUCUGGGGAUGGCUGGAGACCAACAACCGCCUGCCGUCUCGAGUCAGGCGAACGGCUCGGCGGACGAGAAAAGACCAACGAACCCGUACGAAACCAACCCCAAGCUCAUUUCCGCCGAUGACCCCUUCCUUGCGCGAAGUGCGCACUACGGCCGCUAUGCACCUUCCGACGAUGACUUCAAACCGCCCCAUGAGUACUGGUGCCAGUCGGACCCAGAUGUGAAGUCCUACUGGGAAGGCAUUGUGAACGACCUUUGCACAUCGGAAAACUCAUUGAAUCCUCCGGGUGCGAGAGAGGCUUUCGCUGCUGGCAGCGUCAUCAUUAGAGUCGAUCGCGAGCCUACAGCCGACGCCGCAGCAGAGAUGUACUCAUGCCUCAAUGCGAAUGAGCUCAGUGCAGCAAGAAAAGCCGAGGAUAAUCUUCGGGAACUCAACGUUGCUGUCCCAAUGAUAUACUUCUGCGGCACCAUUGAGAAUAAGAAUGUUACCGUGGAAUCAAGAAUUCCUGGUGUCUCGUUGGAAGUGGCUUGGAAGUAUCUCAGUGCUGAUCAAAUCGAGAGCGUCAAGCAACAGUGUCGCCGCAUAUCCCAGCGCCUUGGAGCCAUUGACACCGCUCCUGACCGACCCUCAUACGUUUGCAGCGGCCUCAAUUCGCAGCUACCGCCCGAUGUCCAGCAGACGGAGAAAGAUACUCUAUUUCGCGACAAGAAGAAAGGCGAAAGGCUUGCUCUUGUGCACAACAGCCUUGUCCCAGCCAAUAUAAUUGUGAAAGAUGGUCAGGUAGUUGGCAUCACCGGAUGGCGGCGAAGCGGAUACUUUGGUUUUGAGCGGGCGGGUGAAAUACAUCGACGUUUUAGGAUUCCCGAGAUCGCGACUGCGAGCGAAGAAGAGGGCUCACUCAAGGUUUCUGAGGCAUGGGCCGAUGUUUAUGAAGGGUUACCUAGUGUUGUCGGCGAGUCUGCAACUGCGACGAAGCACAAUACUCCUAUCCCGCAAGUGAAGACCGAGCCGUUGAAUGUGGAGUUGAAUGGGGUCCCUCUUGAUAACGAGCCAGACCAUAAGUCAGGGCUCCCUCAGCUGGAUGGUGCCGGACUGCCCGAUGAACAGCCCACUCCAAAGAAGAUUGCCAGCCUCAAAAAUCGAGGAGCCUCCCGGGCAUCGUCAUCCGAUCGAUCUUCUCCGGCAAUAUCCGCCAAAACAAGUGCCGCGGCUAAAAAGCCCGGGACUGGUGUCACUAAGAAGGGGACAGCCCGGAAGCCAGCGGCCAAGAAACGAAAGUUGAAUGACGUGGAUAAUGAGAGUGUCACUAGUAGGCGAUCGAACACACCUUCUUCGCGAACUAGCAAAGCUCCCGGGAAGACCAAACGUGGUUCUGCUUCCAUAGCGGGCUCACCGGCACCGGAGGCCAAAAGGAAAAAUAGCAAGAAUACCGUCGUGGAAGAUGUAGAAGAGGAAGAAGAAGAGGAUGAGGAGGACGACUCAGAAGACAACGAUGAGGUGUUCUGUAUCUGUCGCAAACCAGACAAUCACACCUGGAUGAUAGGGUGUGACGGUGGAUGCGAGGAUUGGUUUCAUGGGAAAUGCGUCAACAUUGACCCACGAGACGCUGAUCUGAUUGACAAGUAUAUAUGCCCGACUUGUAAGGAGCAGGGCAAGGGUUGGACAACCUGGAAACCGAUGUGUCGGUUAAAGGAGUGCAGAAAGCCUGCGCGCGUCAAUCAGGAACAGCCUAGUAAAUACUGCUCAGAUGAGCAUGGUCGUGAAUUUAUGCUCCAACGGACCAGGCUCCUGCUUGUAACUUCCGGGCCUGGUGCACGAAAAUCUGCCGCUCGGACGGCCCUGGGUGGGCUGGACUCUUCAGCAAAUAGCCCAUUUCCUGACAGUGCGUCCUCUCGGGAAGGCAGUGGCCCUGACAACAGCAGCGCAUAUGAAAAUCUUGAGAAAAGAUAUCCAGAAGACCUUGGAAGCAGAGGUGGUGUUCUCACCACUGGUGACCUCAAGGCCGUGGUCAUGGGCGUCAGCUCAGCGGAGGAGUUCCGCAAACUGGGAGAAAGCAUUAUCUCAAUCCCUGCGCAAGAGAAGGGUUCUGCUAAGGGGACCAAGGAAGAUAACAGCAAGAAGCUGGGUCUCGACUUCGAUGUCGACUGGCUCACUUAUGCGCCCGAUGAAGCCGCGAUGAUCGACAAGCUGCGCAAACAGCGCGAUGACCUCCUCCAUCGCCGGGAAAUGCUCAAGGCCCGAAGCCACUUCGUGACCCUUGUGCGGCAGCGGGCCAAAAGCAUAUUGGAGAAGCUCAAGCAAAAGGAGCCCAAGGGCGGAUGGAAAGAUAUCUGCGGCUUUGACCACCGACUGGCUUGGUCGGACGAGGAAUUUGAUGAAUGGCGGCUCUCAGGGCCUGGAGCGAAAGCGCUCAAAGAUGGCACACCCGAGGCGCUGGCGUUAAGCUAUCUCGACACCGCCGACGCGGAUGGCGAUACUGCUAUGGGCGAUGCUAAACCUGCCGGUGAUGAUCUCGAGGUUCUCUCCCACGGGGUUUGCAUCAAGAAACGGUGCGAACGUCAUAAGCAGUGGGUCAAGGUCCAACAGCAAGAUGGUCUUUUCGAGGAGAGCACCCUUGCCCAGGAUCUCAGCAAAUGCGAGAAGGAGGCUCAGAACGUGGUGGAACGAGCCGUUCUCAGGCUGUGGGCGGAGGAAGACAACGCUCAGAUCAGUAACCAUUGAGGAAGUACCUUCCCCGUGGUUCAUUUAUUCCCUCUUUCGCCUCGGCUCUUUUCUUUUCUUUUCUCCCUUGAAAACAACCUUCAUUUAACUACAAACCAUGACAUAAGAUGUCUUCAUCCUUUUUUCCAAAAGACCGCCCUUUUACGGCGUGCUUGAUUGAUACCCCCCAUCUUCUUACCGGGAAAAGAAAAGCAGGAAUCGAACCGGAGUUGGUUCUUCAAGGCUGUGUUCUUCUUUUUGGGUCUGUGGAAAAGCAAACCACUGAACAUGUUGUAUGCAUAAUAGAGGG
Aspergillus homomorphus CBS 101889 is the source of this 3075-nucleotide messenger RNA. Its product is annotated as putative PHD transcription factor. Lineage: Eukaryota; Fungi; Ascomycota; Eurotiomycetes; Eurotiales; Aspergillaceae. The record is from RefSeq and is a predicted model, not a curated record. Gene Ontology annotation, cellular component: Set1C/COMPASS complex. The transcript is spliced from 2 exons. Gene Ontology annotation, biological process: positive regulation of DNA-templated transcription. The coding region runs from base 75 to 2786 and encodes 903 amino acids.